Cydia strobilella is the source of this 1066-nucleotide messenger RNA. RefSeq lists its product as uncharacterized. The transcript has 3 exons. The record is from RefSeq and is a predicted model, not a curated record. Bases 68 to 637 code for a protein of 189 amino acids. Lineage: Eukaryota; Metazoa; Arthropoda; Insecta; Lepidoptera; Tortricidae.
AACACUGGUGGCGCCUGAAUACUGGACACUACCUUAAGCUACGUCUUGCUCAAAGCGUGUAUCCAGGAUGUGUGACAAAACGGUACUGAAGUCGCUGAUGCUGGCGACGGUGGCGGCGUGCGUGGUGGCGCGGCCGGAGCCUCCGUCGUCAUACGGAGCUCCCUCUUUCAGCGCGCCCUCGUCCUCAUACGGCGCGCCCGCCCCUCAGUACGGACCCCCGCAGCAGCAGCCGAUUGUACACAAACACGUAUAUGUGCACGUGCCUCCCCCGGACAACGAGUAUCCGGCCGCACGCAAGCAGAUCUACGUGCCUCCUCCUCAAAAGCACUACAAGAUAGUGUUCAUCAAGGCGCCGACCCCGCCAACCCCGACCGCACCCAUCAUCCCGGUGCAGCCUCAGAACGAGGAGAAGACCCUCGUGUACGUUCUGGUGAAGAAACCCGAGGAGCAGCCCGACAUCGUGAUCCCGACGCCGGCGCCCACGCAGCCCGCCAAGCCGGAGGUCUACUUCAUCCGGUACAAAACUCAGAAACAAGAAGGCUACCCCGCCGCCCAGCAGCCCCAGCAGGAGUACGGCGCGCCCGCAUCUGCGCCUUCCUCCGAGUACGGAGCCCCGUCCGGCGGCAGCUCCUACUGAUCUCGAGACAACUUAUCCGGCCCUCGCGACACACCUACUCUACUAUCUACCAAACACAUGAAACAAGUAGCAAGGCGCUGCUAUGUCAUUUUCAGCGUACUACUGUGAUAUUGUGUUUCAACAGUCUUCUAGAAACGCUCGCAGUACGGUCAGAGGGCAUAGCCAAGGUGACAAUCGUUUGCGCCGUCGCGAAGGAAAAUAAAACGGUAAUCUUUCUCUAUCACUUUAUUAGUGAGACAGAGAGACAUUUGCUUAUCGUUCGCUAUACGGAGUGAACGAUUGGCAUCUUGGCUAAGCACCCAGAGGUAAGGUUUACCACGGUGGCGCAACGUCAAACUUCUGCAAGUUUUUGUAUCUUACAUCAAAUUGAUGUCAAUGUUUGUAAAUAUACUUAUUAUUUUUUAUAUAAAUAAAUGUUUUAUAAGUUAA